This is a messenger RNA of Brienomyrus brachyistius, 7054 nucleotides long. Its product is annotated as bifunctional heparan sulfate N-deacetylase/N-sulfotransferase 1-like. The transcript has 14 exons. Bases 249 to 2900 code for a protein of 883 amino acids. Gene Ontology annotation, molecular function: heparan sulfate N-sulfotransferase activity; deacetylase activity. Gene Ontology annotation, cellular component: Golgi apparatus. Lineage: Eukaryota; Metazoa; Chordata; Actinopteri; Osteoglossiformes; Mormyridae. The record is from RefSeq and is a predicted model, not a curated record.
CUCGGUGGGGGCUGGCGGAGGGUGGUAAUUGAGCACAUACCCCCGUCCGGAGCUCCAGCCCAGCCCAUGAUAUCCCCCGCCGAUGCCACGCCCACCCUCCUGCGAUGGUAACAUGAGCGGAGCCUGAUGCCGGAGAGUCAGCACCAAGCCGCCCCACAGUUUUCCGUUCAGAAAUCUCUGCUGCUGCUGCCCUAGGCCCGCCCCCUGCCCCCCAACCCCGGCGCUCGUCCUGGGACUGAGUGGGGCGGAUGAUGCUGGUCUGUGGGCGUCUGCGGCGGACUUUCCGCCAGCCCACCCUUCAGACCAGCCUCCUCCUCCUCUUCGUCUUCUGCAUGGUCAGCGUUUUCGUCUCUGCUUACUUCCUGUACGGCGUCAAGCGGGAGCUGGAACCCGCGGGGGGUGCGGCGGCGCCAGACGGGGCUCCGGACGACUGCGACGACCCCAAGGCCACCCCGUCGAGGCUCCUGCCCCUGAAGACCGCCCGGCCGUCGGACACGGCACGGACCGACUCCGUCGUGCUCGUCUUUGUGGAGAGCCUCUACUCGCAGCUGGGCCAGGAGAUCGUGGCCAUCCUGGAGUCCAGUCGUUUUAAGUAUCGGACCGAGAUCUCACCCGGCAAGGGCGACAUGCCCACGCUGACGGACAAAGACCGCGGACGCUUUGCGCUGGUCAUCUAUGAGAACAUCCUCAAGUACGUCAAUCUGGAUGCUUGGAACCGGGAGCUCCUAGAUAAGUACUGUGUGGAGUAUGGAGUGGGGAUCAUCGGCUUCUUCAAGGCCAAUGAGAACAGCCUUCUGAGCGCCCAGCUGAAGGGCUUCCCCCUGUUUUUGCAUUCGAACCUGGGUCUGAGGGACUGUAGCGUGAACCCCAAGUCACCCCUCCUCUUCAUCACCCGGGCCCGGGAGGUGGAGCGCGGCCCGUUGCCCGGCGACGACUGGACCGUGUUCCAGUCCAACCACUCCACCUACGAGCCGGUGCUGCUGGCCAAGACCAAGUCGGCAGACAGCCUGCCAGCCCUGGGCGUCAGCCCCGCCCUACACACCUCCGUGGUGCAGGAUCUGGGUCUCCACGAUGGCAUACAGCGUGUCCUCUUCGGAAACAACCUCAGCUUCUGGCUGCACAAGCUCAUCUUCGUGGACGCUGUGUCCUUCCUGACGGCCAAGCGCCUCUCGCUCUCCCUGGACCGCUACCUCUUAGUGGACAUCGACGACAUCUUCGUUGGCAAGGAGGGCACGCGCAUGAAGGUGUCGGAUGUGAAGGCGCUGCUGGAGACGCAGAAUGACCUUCGCCCCCACGUCCCCAACUUCACCUUCAACCUGGGCUUCUCAGGACGCUUCUUUCAUGCAGGUACGGAUGAGGAGGACUUGGGCGAUGACCUGCUGCUGUCCUUCGUCACGGAGUUCUGGUGGUUCCCCCACAUGUGGAGCCACAUGCAGCCGCACCUCUUCCACAACCAGACCGUGCUGGCCGAGCAGAUGCUGCUCAACCGCAAAUUUGCUGCGGAGCACGGAAUUCCAACCAACAUGGGCUAUGCUGUGGCCCCCCAUCACUCGGGGGUGUACCCGGUUCACGUGCAGCUCUAUGAGGCCUGGAAGACGGUGUGGGGCAUCAAGGUGACCAGCACGGAGGAGUACCCCCACCUGAAGCCUGCUCGCUUCCGACGCGGCUUCAUCCACGACGGCAUCAGCGUCCUCCCCAGGCAGACGUGUGGCCUCUUUACUCACACCAUCUUCUUCAAGGAGUACCCCGGAGGGCCCAAGGAGCUGGACAAGCUGAUCAACGGAGGAGAGCUUUUCCUCACGGUCCUUCUUAACCCCAUCAGCAUCUUCAUGACCCACCUGUCAAAUUAUGGCAACGACAGACUGGGUCUCUACACUUUCAAGAACCUGGUCAGGUUCCUGCAGACCUGGACCAACCUGAAGCUGCAGACGUUGCCCCCGGUCCAGCUGGCUCAACGCUACUUCCAGAUCUUCCCUGAGGAGAGGGACCCGCUGUGGCAGGACCCCUGUGAGGACAAAAGGCACAAAGAUAUCUGGUCCAAAGAGAAGACGUGUGACCGGUUCCCCAAGCUCCUGAUCAUCGGCCCGCAGAAGACGGGCACCACCGCCCUGUACCUGUUCCUGGGUAUGCAUCCGGACCUGACCAGCAACUACCCCAGCAAGGAGACAUUCGAGGAAAUCCAGUUCUUCAACGGGCACAACUACCACAAGGGUAUCGACUGGUACAUGGAGUUCUUCCCCUUGCCGUCCAACACCAGUUCGGACUUCUACUUUGAAAAGAGCGCCAAUUACUUCGACUCCGAGGUGGCCCCGCGGCGGGCGGUAUCCCUCCUGCCGAAAGCCAGAAUCAUCACCAUCCUGAUCAACCCCGCCGACCGGGCGUACUCCUGGUACCAGCAUCAGCGUGCCCAUGACGACCCCGUGGCCCUGAAGUACACUUUCCACGACGUCAUCACGGCUGCCCCCGACGCGCCUAUUAAGCUGCGGGUGCUGCAGAACCGCUGCCUGGUGCCUGGCUGGUACGCGACACACCUGGAGCACUGGCUAAGCCAAUACCAUCCCAGCCAGGUCAUGGUCCUAGACGGGCAGAUGCUCAGAACAGACCCUACAUCCACGAUGGACAAGGUCCAAAAGUUUCUUGGUCUGCCGAAUAUCGUAAACUACCACAAAAUCCUGGCGUUUGAUCCGAAGAAAGGCUUCUGGUGUCAGCUUCUAGAAGGAGGCAAAACCAAGUGCCUGGGCAAGAGCAAAGGCAGGAAAUACCCAGAGAUGGACUCGGAUUCCCGCGUCUUCCUGAGGGAGUACUACAGGGAUCACAACAUCGAGCUGUCUAAGCUGCUCUACAGGAUAGGCCAGUCUCUACCCAGCUGGCUCCGCGAGGAGCUGGUCAACACCAGGUAGCGAGAAGCAGCCGGGGGAGGCGGGGGGGGAUCCCUGCCGACAAAAGGACAAGCUGACGCCCCAGCAUCAAGGCGGGGGGGGGAAUGCUCUCUCCCCUCUGCCACCCGUGUGGGUAACGACGGCGGGGGUUGGAAAGUGAACACAUUUACCCCCACAAGCAUCUUUCCUUUGAUGUGAGGGUGGACAAACUAUCGAAGGAUCGUCACCUGAAACUAAACGCACUGCAGGUUGCAUCCUGCUGAAGGGGUGAGCUGGGAACACACACCCACCCCCCCCACCUCCUGGGAACCCGGCACAAGGCAGAGGAACAGGGGGGCAUGUUGGGAAGAUGAGGAACGUUCUUAAUCAUCCAUCUUCCCUCACUUCACACGCACAUAUUUUGUUUGCUUUUGAGAGAGAGAGCAAAGGACCUUGUCUGCAUCUUGCCAGGUAUUCAAGGCGGCAGCCACUGAUGCUCUAGACGUGGCCGGACAGAAGUGUCAUUCCCUGUAACAAGGACUAUUUAAAGUUUUUGUAUUUUUUAUUUUUUUUUUGUUUUCCUGUUGCUUCUGUGAUUUUGAUUUGGAGCUUGUUUUAAUAUUAUAUAUUUUUAAGGUUUAAUUUUAUUUCCCCAUUGCUUUGUAACUCGCAGAGUACCACUGAGUGUUUGGACCGCGGGGGAAACAGAAAUCGGUUGGCUCCGUUCGCAGAUUCGGGUGUGGAACGGGACCCUGUCAGCACAGUGUAGAAAAACAAGAAAUGCACAUCUUGGGAUUUCUGGAACUGGGGGGUGGGGGUGGGGGGACUUGAAUGAGAACUGAUGUGGUGUUUCCAUGUGUGACGGGAUAAAGUAAUCGACAGGGCCGAGAGAUUCGGAGUCCGGCCUCUGUUCAGCCUCAUUUCAGGGACGAGGCCAGAUUUUUGGCCCUUUAAGGCCGUCCAUUUAGAUGCCUGUCUAAGACCCAGCUGUCUAACACGCAACUUAGAAUCUCGAUGCCCGUCUGAGUGAGCGGCGGUGUGGCUGCGUGUGAAUGGCUCUGAUUUACCUGUGGCGUGACCCGUCAUGGGUUAAAUCGAUCGGUCACAUGAGCCUCCCCGGUGUGCACUUUGUGCGCCAUCUGGUCACGUUUAGAGGCCAAGAAGUGAUUUUAAAAACCCUUCAAAAAAAAAUAAAAAAUGUUUUCUUUCAACCCUGCGCUCAAAGGCCGAGCACUCCAUUUGUGGAGAGCGGUGGGCACAGGUCCCUUCAGGACGCACUUGCGGGGGUGGGGGGGUGGUGCCUUCUCAAUCUCCAGGACGCUUUGAAAUCUGUAGUGCGAGCCUCUCGCGCAAAGCCGAAGUCAACGAUCCAAGGAGGGGGCCCGCUGCGAUCCUUCGUGCCUAUGCCACCCUAGCGCCCCAGGAUACCCCUGGAUCCCAGAAAUUUUUAAUUUUCUCGAGCUGCACACUCAUACUCUUACAUAAAAUCCAAGCAGAAUGCAUGAUGGGAGUUUUCUUUAAUGCCACAUCAAUAGUGUCCCCCGGAGGCUCUAUCAAAGCAACAUCAAAAGAGCAAUUUCAGGGAGUAUGAUGCAAGACCACAGUGCUGAACACGCUUCAUCUUGCAGGGAGGCAGUGCUGGGGUUCAGGGCUUCUGCUCCAAAGCCGUCCAGUCUGGGAAUGAGCUGGGGUCUCCUGGUCUGCCCACCGCGACCCUGUCACUUAACACGUCACCCGACUCCCUGCCGGAUGUACCAACUUUUUAAACUCCUCCUACUCCAUUUCCCAGAAUCCUCUGGCCCGAGGAUGUCUUUAAUGGUCCUGCGGCACUGUGAUGAGGCUGUUGGCUUAACGAGCUGUGAGCUUCCAGCUUUGACUUGUCUGCUUCUCCAAUCCACCAUCUUCAACUGAAAUCCUUGACGAUUUUAAGCAAUCGCAAAACUGCCUGCCACUGGAUUCUAGUACGCGUGAUGGUCUCUGACAGCCGAUUAAUGUGUCUGAUCCAAUUGCUCCACCACGGGAAUCGACGGUGGUGGGAAUGCAUGGGUGUGCAUCUAGGUCAGGAGUAGUCAAAAUAAGGGAGUGGAUUUAUGGGCUGCGGUUGCAUGACUGCCUUAAUAGCAGGCACAGAGCACGAAAUCUGUCAAUGGAAACAUUAUUUUUUAAAUGCAGACUUUCUCUGGGUUACCGCUAGAAGCCAACUUGUCAUAUUCAGCUGGGGCUGCACCCUCAGGAAGCUCUGAAAUCGUAUCACAGAUGUCAGGCCUCUUUCCGGAAACCCACAGUGCAGUAUGUUCUGUAAUGACAGUCACGACGCAUUCAGAGCCCUGAAUCUCUCAUAUGGCAGAUAGAUGUGGUCACUUUGCCGUUUGGAGGCUCUGAGCAUCCUGGAGAUGUAGACCAACAGUCUUGUGGCCCGAGCUUGAGGUAGGAAGGGGUUUGGAUCUGCCGUAACUCUGACAAUACUAACCAGGACCCGGUCCAAGGAGGAACCAUACUGAUUUGUAAUCUCAGUGGUGGUUGGUGUUAAGCUCAAGGGAGUCUGUCAUGUUCUGAAUGUUAUUUAACCUGAAAAGCUGCGGUAGGAACAUGGCUGGCCAGGCCAGACAUGGGAGAUCUCCCAUCCCGUUCCUUGCAUGCCACCACAUGGGUUCCCAGAGCACUGCUCCCUUCACUGCCCACCUCCCCCCACAGCCAACACCUCCCUCAUGAUCAGACUGCAUCCAGAAGACUUUGGCUAUGUUGUGAUUGUUUGAUGGAAAUGUCUGGAAACAUGAAAUGUUGGAUUUAAACUGUUGAGAGCAUGGGAAAGUACGAAAGCUUUUUGGUUUGUAUUUUCAUUCUCUGCUUUGGUCAGAUGGAUGUCUACAGUCCUCUUAUUCAGUCUUAUUGUCCCAACUUAGUCCUGUGCAGAUAUUCAGAAGCUCCAGUGCGAUCUAUCCCUUUCUGGGUUGCCGGUGUUGUCCUCGCAUACGCUAGCGCCCACUGGUGGACCGUAGAGCUCCUUAGCGCCUCUCAUCUUUUAUUACAGAGAAUUAGAAGCACACUUCAGUUUCACUUUUAUUUUUAACCAUUCAUGAUCCAGGGGAAAUCAAAUGCUGACACCUCCUGCGCAGAGACUCAAGCCUGUGUGCUUUGUGCUUCUGUUAGAGGGAAGGGGGCCGAGGGGGGGUGGGGGGAGAGGGUCCUAUGCAUGUUAGAGGUACUAAUUUCAGCUGAAUGGUACUCAGAACUGAAAAUCAUGGCAUUAAAACUGCAUUUUAACAGAUGUCAUUGUUUUAACAAAUAACUGCGUGAGAGCUGCUUUCAUUUCAGUGCUUUUAAAAUGUGAGAAUCUGUUUGUUCCCCCCCCCCCCCCAAUUUACUUUCUAAGUUAUUAAUUACCAUGGGGGGGGGGGGUAGGUUUCCAAUUGCAAUAUAAUUGUCCGAUCAGUUAUUUUUCUCUCCUUUCUUUCAUGGGCUCGUUUAAAAUGUCUGUGAUGUAGCAAUUUCCUCUCAGUGAGAAGGAAUUUAAAGAGCAGGACGUAUAUUUUAUGGACAAACUUUGUUUUAAUUCUCUUUUGUAAAACUUUAGAAUCUGUCCAAAGGGGCUGUGAGGGACUUUUUUUUUUUUUUUUUUUUUUUUUUUUUCCUCCCUCCAUUUUUCAGGACUCCACAGUGCCGUUGUUUGAGGAGGUGGGAUUCCUUGAAGGGUGCUGAUGUCACGGUGAGCGUUUAGGACCAGAGAAAUAAGCCAUCGCAUUAAUUUGCUGGAAGCUUUGAAGCUCUGUUCUCAAAUCUGGAUUCCCAGCAGUGUCCUCAUAUUACACCUUGGUUUUUGGGAUUAUUUUUAUUAUUAUUAAACUGCAAAUGGUCCCCCCCCCCAAUCCCGUACCUAGAGGAAUGGGUGUGUAUGUCCAGCCCCGAUCUAGGAGCCCCAGUGGACAGACCGCCUGUUUGUUUACCCCCAGCUCAUCCCUGCUUCGGGAACCUCAUCCGAUCACAUACUGAGAAUCCCUCUGGUGUUCACACUGCCCCCCCCCCCAACCAAAAGGUCCUGUAUUUUAUUGUUGAGUAUUAAUAAAGAAUGAUGAUCGGUAACCAUAAUGAUGGUAAUAAUCACCUGAACUGUACAAUCAGACUGUAACUGUUGUUAAUUUGUGUAACUAAUACUUUUGUGAUUUUAAUUUACAAAUAAAACACCACUGUCUUUUUAA